GUGGUCAAGCUCCGCCCAAGUGGCAUGGCGUCUUGGGUUACAGUCCGACAUGCGGAACUUCAAAUUUAUGCCUAAGAUAACGAAAUAAAACGACAUUCGCUCAAGAUGGAUGAUCGACAGCUCGACCUGACGCAAGAUCAGAUAGCCACGAAGGCCAAAUACCCACCCAUUAACAAGAAAUACGAAUACCUGGACCACACUGCAGAUGUCCAGAUACACUCCUGGGGAGACUCUUUAGAGGAAGCCUUCGAACAAUGUGCCAUGGGAAUGUUUGGCUACAUGACUGACACAGAGACGGUGGAACCCAUCGACACUCUUGAAGUAGAGUCAGAGGGGGAAGACAUGGAGUCACUGCUCUUCCACUUCCUGGAUGACUGGUUGUACAAGUUUAGCGCAGAUCUUUUCUUCAUCCCCAGGGAGGUGAAAGUUGUCUCCCUGGACAGAAUGCACUUCAAGAUACGAUCCAUUGGGUGGGGGGAGGAGUUCUCGCUUGAUAAGCAUCCUCAAGGCACAGAAGUGAAAGCUAUCACUUAUUCAGCGAUGCAGAUCCACGACAAAGAAAAACCAGAGAUAUUUGCCAUCAUUGACAUCUAACUUUGGACUGGCCUGGUCACAUCAUGUGGCACUCCCUUUGUUAGGCACUGACUACAAUGCUUUUCUCUUAUGUUUGAUUCGAUUGUGGUUGUUGUAACAAUGAUCAUGGCUGUAACAUAUUGAAAUUAUGAAAAUGUACUAUCAAACUAGAUUAGAGAUCUAAAUAUAUUUUGCAUUUUUAAUCAAUCUGAUGUGGAUUUUUAACAUUUAAAAUGUGUCUAUUCUCCUUGUACAAAUUUCAUAGGGUCUCUAGUUGAUUUCAUAAUCCAAAUAAACUUUAAUUUUUUUAUACUUGU
Molecule: messenger RNA, 890 nt
Organism: Synchiropus splendidus (mandarinfish)
Lineage: Eukaryota; Metazoa; Chordata; Actinopteri; Syngnathiformes; Callionymidae
Gene: tslig1
Product: zinc finger and BTB domain containing 8 opposite strand
Exons: 7
Coding region: 106-594 (162 amino acids)
Biological process (GO): tRNA splicing, via endonucleolytic cleavage and ligation
Cellular component (GO): tRNA-splicing ligase complex
Source: RefSeq, a predicted model, not a curated record